AUGUCGGAUGAGAGAGACAAUGUGCUAGUGCAAGCCUUUUUAUCCCACGGGGAGAAUCAAAAGGAUUGCCUCCGUGUGUUUGCUCGUGGCGGGGGUAACAAUUACGGCUGCUACGUCCUCGGCUGGUGGGCCGUCCUCAUCGCGAAGGAAUACAUCAAGUCGUCUGCGGUGCUUAAGGAUUGGGGUACCCCAGCGCAGCCACUUGCAGCGGUGGUGGUCAAUGAGAACCUAUGCAAGGAGGUUAUUCGGGAUUGUCUUCUCCAUCGUGGCGUCUCGGUGGAGUACUACGAGCGCGCCGCGGGAGGGGGGUCCUAUGCGUGUGUGCAGCGCGGGUCUCCGGGAAAUAUUUCGGACUUCGAGGCGUCGCUUUUCGAGUUCGAGGAGACGGAGAUCCAACUAGUGUCGACGGCGUCGCUCGUGCUAAGCGACGAUGGCGCGAUCAGGGCGUCUAAUGGCGGGACCAGCAGCGGCAUCCGGGUCGGCUUCGCGUCCUUAAACGCGACGCUGCGGCAGUUCUCAUUUUCUGAGUACGUGGACACCGCCCAGCUCGUGAAUUUGGACGCAUUGGUGACGCAGACUAAUAUAAAGGAGCUAACACUCUGCACCACAGGCACCGCGCAUGAAGAGGAAUGCGUGCAAAACAUAAAACGCAUGAGUGAGCGUGCUGGGGCCAUUCUGCACCUUUCCACACUGCGUGAAUUGCGGCAGAGGCAAAAGCAAUCUGCCCUUUCUCGACCUUUGGACUCCUUAGCGGACCUCCUUCGCGUUCCCGAAGAGCGUAUUGUGCUUGACAGCUAUCCCCUCGCCACCCAGGCGCUGGAGAAUCUCAUGGGGGAGCUGGAUGUGCUGGACCCCACAAACCGGCGUGUCUUUUACCUGAAGCACAUCGCCCCCUCCACUUACAUGAAGCUCGACACCGCCGCGGUUGAGGCGCUACAUCUGGUAUCUAAAAAACCGGAGCCGCGAGGUAGUAUCCCGCGUUCUGUAUUCACCUGGCUGAACCGCUGCGUUACCGGGAUGGGCGCACGCGUUAUGCGGCAAUGGCUCCUUCAGCCACUACGAAACGUCGACGAUAUCAACCAGCGGUUAUCGAUGGUCGAGCUGUUUGUUGAAAGCCCCGCUGUACGGGACAUGCUAAUUCACCAAGUACUGAAGCGUUGUGGGGAUAUGGAUCGCUUGAAUCGCAAGCUACAGCGCCGCAGCUUGGCGCUGAAGGACACACAGAGCUUCUUGGCCUUUGUGGAUCUCAUUCCGGAGGCGCUGCAGAUUCUCAAGAUGUACAAUGGUCAAAGCGCGAAGCUGCUCGCGGACGAAUUCAUCGCCCCGCUUGAGGACAUCCACGAACACAUGGGAAACCUGCGACUGUUGAUUACCUCCACCGUGGACUUCUCCGACCGUGCGGCGGCGCGCAUGAAUGCCGAGUUUGAUGACGAGCUGCAGGAGAUCCAUCAUGAGCUCAAGGGGAUGCAGGCGGAAGUCGACAAGGAGUACGGACGGGUUCUUCGAACGUACGAUUGGAACGAGCGGCAACUCAAGUGUGAGUACCACCACACCUACGGCUACGUGUUCCGCGUCGCACGGAAGGAGGAUCGUCAGCUGCGCGCCAGCAGUGAGCUGAUUGUCGUGAGCACGUCGAAAGAUGGGGUCCGCUUCACCUCGGAGAACCUCUCCGCGCUGAGCGAUCGCUACCGGGCCGCGAGCGAGGCCUAUGAGGCGCGGCAGCAGGACCUGAAGCGGAAGCUGGUGGACACCCUCGCCUCGUACCUCCCCGUGCUCGACGACGCGAAGGAGAUGAUCGCGCGGCUGGAUGUGUUUGUCGCGUGGGCGCUGGUCGUCACGACGGCCCCGCGAGGGAUGGUACGGCCGGUCGUGCACGACCCGUUCCCGCGCGCCCUGGACGAGGAGGCGGAAGAAGGGGUGCCGCGGUUGUCGCUAAAGAACGUCCGCCACCCUUUAGUGGAGCUGCGGACGCCCGGGUUUGUGGCCAACUCCGUCCACCUCAGCGCGCGCGACGGGGUUGGGGUCCUCCUGACGGGCCCGAAUAUGGGCGGGAAGUCGACUUAUAUGCGGAGCAUCGGCAUCGCGACGGUACUCGCGCAGGCGGGCUGCUACGUCCCCGCCGACGCGGCGGAGCUGCAGCUGCGGGAUGCCGUGAUGUGCCGCAUCGGCGCGACGGAUCACCUCGCGCAAGGGGUCUCCACCUUUAUGGUGGAGAUGCUCGAAUCGGCCGCGAUCUUGUCGAGCGCGACGCCGCAGACGCUGGCCAUCGUCGACGAGCUCGGUCGCGGCACCUCGACCUACGACGGCUUCGGCUUGGCGUGGGCGAUCGUGAAGGAUAUCGCGGUCCGCAUCGGCGCGACGGUGCUCUUCUCCACCCACUUUCACGAGCUCACCGCCCUCCCGGCGGAGUGUGGCUGUAUGGUGAAUGCGCACUUUGGGGGGGAAAUCGACGCCGAAAAGGGGACGCUGCGGUUCUCGUAUAGGGUCGAACCCGGUCCAUGUGGCCGUAGCUACGGGAUCGAGGUCGCCGCGCUCGCCAACAUGCCAGAGAAAGUGGUUCAAAAUGCACGGAAGAAGGCCUUGGAGCUGGAGAACUUUGGGAGCCUGGCCCCUGCGUCGGGCCUCGUCGGCACGCCCUCGGAUGAAGACGCGUCGGGCCCCAAAAGGAAUGUGGAACAAGCAGACAGUGAGGUUAUCACACGGAUUGCUGGGUAUGCCAAACGCAUUCGGGCCCUGAACUUCUCCCCUAUCGGGAGCCGUGAGGAGUGCGAGGCAAUGCUAAAGGAACUGAGGCAAGAGAUUGAGAACGACCCCGCAGCGCUCGCGUUGAUCAAGCGACGGUGA
Messenger RNA from Phytomonas sp. EM1, 2844 nucleotides. The record is from the annotation of a GenBank genome assembly. Lineage: Eukaryota; Euglenozoa; Kinetoplastea; Trypanosomatida; Trypanosomatidae.